AUGGAGCUUCCACGUCUUGUCCCAAGUGCAGGGACUAGGAAAGCUGGACAGCGAGGUGCAUGGCUCCCCUAUGUAAAACGUUAUUUGAAGAAACACAUCUUGGCAGAUGGUCUAACGAAGGAAGAUCAAGGAGAAACAAAGGAAAAAGAGGAGGGAUUUAAUAGAACGGUCAUAGAAGCGGCACUUCCAGGUGCAUUAGAAACCCUUGAAUCCUACAGACUUCAAGUGAAGAAAAUGACAGACAAAAUCUUUCAAGAGGCCUUCACCUGGCUCGAUAACAAUAAGCUGGAAGGGCAGAAUUUCGAGGGCAAGCAAAAUGAAUUGGAGACUCUUUUGUGUCCAAUUAUCAGAAUGAAAAGCAAGGAAGAUAACGGGAAACGGGUUGUGGAGGACAAAUAUGUAAACACUCACACAAACUCAGGAAAUUCCAUUGGGAUUUCGGAAUCUUCCAUGAGUGACGGGGAGAAGAAAAAUGUGGAGCCUCCCACUGGAAAUUUGCGGAAAUACGAGAAGCAAGUCUCAUGCCAGAGUGGCAAACUUCAGCAACCCCUACAUUCCAAUACCCAAACCCACGAAGAUCGAACGGGUGAUGGUGCUGUUUAUACUCCUGGGGUUCCAAAUACAAAUGCGACUGUACGAGCUAGGGAGUCCCUAGUGAACCUCAUCUCACAAGUGGAGAGACAUAUCAAUGAAAAAAAUCCGAAAUUGAAAGUAAUCUUGAAGAAAUGCUUCGACAUUAAAAACAAGCUCGAUGUCGAAGAAGUGAGUGGGAAAAUAUAUGAGAAGAUGAAAAAGAUGAAAAGCGAGCUCGAACACAUGUUGAAAGAACACGAACUUGGCAGUCUUCUUGCUGAACUUGGUGAUCGGAAUGAUUAUACACCUGCAUCUCCAGGGAAUAGAGGGAUUGCUCUGGCUCCAUCCGUCCGCACGCACACAAUCCAAUUUCGGCCGUGCUAUUUCUAUACUUCCCUUCUGGGUCCAACCAGCAAGGAGCAAAAUCUGGCCCCAACCAGAUCCACCCAGCCCGGCUACAACGACCGCUAA
Darwinula stevensoni is the source of this 1044-nucleotide messenger RNA. Lineage: Eukaryota; Metazoa; Arthropoda; Ostracoda; Podocopida; Darwinulidae. The record is from the annotation of a GenBank genome assembly.